AUGGCGGUUAAUUUAAGGCUGCGACAGCCUCGUUUACGAGAAGCAACGAAUCUGGAAAACCAAUCUGUGUUCCCAGCGACAUGCAGCAGCCGGGGCCGGCGACCGCACUGGCAGUACAGGCUACACGAAAGUGACAAGGCGCCAAAGACAAUAGUAACCCUUGAUGAAGGGGGCUCGAAUGGCAUUAACUUAGCGGUUUCAAGCAUGACAGCGGAGUCGUUAGCAGGUGAUGGAAACAUGUACUUACCGUGACACGUUGCAUAACAAACGCGGCAAGAAAAAGCCAGAGCCAGAUGUCGCAUCAGUGCGUUUUCACAUUGCCCUCCAUGAUUACUUCAUCGAGAAGGCAAGUAGCAAUGAAUGUGGUUGAAUGUUGAACGCGGAAGCAACAAAAUUGAGCGGGCAAGUACCGUGCCAAUUACGCGUCGCGUCGAAUACAGACUGCCAAAAGAAGAAGGGAAAUCUUAUAUAAUGUACCAAACCAGGAGGACAAUGGGGCGGAGUGCAAGGCUUGCCUGACAACUUGGACAUGCUUGGGACCGAAAUAUGACUUCGCGGCCCUAAAAAUAUU
Messenger RNA from Serpula lacrymans var. lacrymans S7.9, 571 nucleotides. RefSeq lists its product as uncharacterized. The coding region runs from base 1 to 252 and encodes 83 amino acids. NCBI's taxonomy places the organism in Eukaryota, Fungi, Basidiomycota, Agaricomycetes, Boletales, Serpulaceae. The record is from RefSeq and is a predicted model, not a curated record. The transcript has 3 exons.